Molecule: messenger RNA, 1173 nt
Organism: Limulus polyphemus (Atlantic horseshoe crab)
Lineage: Eukaryota; Metazoa; Arthropoda; Merostomata; Xiphosura; Limulidae
Product: glyceraldehyde-3-phosphate dehydrogenase 2-like
Exons: 7
Coding region: 14-757 (247 amino acids)
Molecular function (GO): oxidoreductase activity, acting on the aldehyde or oxo group of donors, NAD or NADP as acceptor; NAD binding
Source: RefSeq, a predicted model, not a curated record
UUGACAGGUAUACAUGUUCAAAUACGACUCCACACACGGUCGCUACAAAGGAGAGAUCAAAGCAGAGGAAGGUGUGUUAAUUGUAGGUGGACAUAAAAUUCAAGUUUUCCAAGAGAUGAAACCCAAUGCUAUUCCGUGGGGAAAAGCUGGUGCUGAUUAUGUUGUGGAAUCAACUGGUGUUUUUACAACAAUUGAAAAGGCAAAGCCUCACAUUGAAGGUGGAGCUAAGAAAGUUAUUAUCUCUGCUCCCUCAGCUGAUGCCCCUAUGUUUACUACAGUACAUGCUGUCACAGCAACCCAGAAGACUGUUGAUGGUCCAAGUUCUAAGGCAUGGCGAGAUGGUCGUGGAGCCGCCCAGAACAUCAUUCCUGCUUCAACAGGUGCUGCUAAAGCUGUUGGCAAGGUCAUUCCAGAUUUGAAUGGCAAACUGACUGGUAUGGCUUUCCGUGUUCCUGUGGCUGACGUUUCUGUUGUAGACCUUACAUGUCGAUUACAGAAAGAAGCUUCAUAUGAUGACAUUAAAAAUGCUGUCAAGGCUGCCUCUGAAAGUGAUAAUUGGAAAGGAAUCUUGGGAUACACAGAAGACGCUGUGGUUUCAUCAGACUUUAUUGGAGAUUCUCACAGCAGCAUCUUUGAUGCAGGUGCUGGUAUUUCUCUAAACAAGAACUUUGUGAAACUGGUGUCAUGGUAUGACAAUGAGUAUGGUUACAGCUGCAGAGUGGCAGAUCUGAUUAAAUAUGUACACAGCAAGGCAUAAGAAGAUCAAGAUGGUCCCUUACCAGGGAACACGGGAUCCUGAUAAAUAGAGAAGAAAAAAAGUCAUUCUCUCCACUUGUUGCUGUUUUACUGAUUCUUCCUGGUUGUCUUAUUAGAUUAAUAUAAAAUCCCUGGUGUCAUUUGUUUCAUUAUCACUAUUAUUCUUAGGAUUUUUUUUUUGUCGAAGUUGACACUUAAUUGUCCAUUUUGUUCCUGAUUUUUCCCUCAGGUUUUUCAUCUGUUCUAGUUGUACAACAAAAAGCAAAUUGAUGUUCCAUUUUCUGAUUAAGCCUUGCACAGUCAUGUAAUUGUCAUUUUGCUUGUUGUAAUUGCUUUGGAAGGUUAAAAUUGUGCUAUAUGGAUGUACCUUUUAAUGUUGAAUAAUGAUUAAAAUAAUGAUCCUCUUAUGUUUGAUAA